Molecule: messenger RNA, 1182 nt
Organism: Trematosphaeria pertusa
Lineage: Eukaryota; Fungi; Ascomycota; Dothideomycetes; Pleosporales; Trematosphaeriaceae
Exons: 1
Source: RefSeq, a predicted model, not a curated record
CGAAACAUCAUGUGCAAGGAACCUGCUGUUGGAAUCAUCGAGCUCGUCGCAGCCGCGAACGAGGGCGACCGCCUGAAGCUUCUCAACGACGAGUCAGUUCCGGAAGGAGACCUCGACAACUCUAUCCAUCCCAUCUUCAGCGACUCAAACUUCCCAGGAGAGACCAAACACAUGCAGCAAGCGUUCCGUUUAGCGUCCCUAUUUAUUCGCUACGAUUCUGUCCUCGAAUUCUUCCUUCCUCUUGUGUACGGAAGAACCCUCACUGACCACGCAUCCAAAAAGCAAUACAUUUCAAACCCCUUGGCCUCCAAGUCUGACGAGGAGAGAGCGCUUUACUUCGAAGGCGUUCGUGAGGCUUUACAUUGUCUAUCUCAUUGCGUUACCUUCCACUGGGUGAGCAACACCGAGAACAGGCUAUGGGCACGUACUCUGCUACACUCGCCUCGGCCCACCCACGCACCCAACUGCACCACGGCCUUUCAGUAUGAUAUUUCCACUCUAAUCGAGCUAAACGAGAAGUUCCAACAGUUCUACGACGACGAAGAAACGGGAUACAGAGCUGGAACGCACUGCGACCAAUUCCGUCAUGACUUCCAAUUCGCGGCAACACUUAUCCAUGAGCUUGCGCAUGCAUUCGGCAUUAUGCGUAGGGGAAGGCUGCUAGAGCCCUACAUCCGCUUAGACCACCCUGACAAUGAAUGGGGAUAUGCCUGGGAGAAUUUCAUGUUCGGUGCUGUUAUCAAUCCACAGGAAAGGAGGCAGCCCGGCACUCAUGCUCAUUUACGGAAAAUAUGGGCCCACCCUGACUUUGCCAGCCAACAAGGUGGUAAGGAGUACUGCGCUAUUCCAGUCUCUUGGACGGCGCAGUGGUUCCGCAAGGAGACAUGGGCGCGCAUUGAAAAAGAGGGCCCAAGCGCCAUCUCGCCUUCUGUCGUCCAGCUCAAGAUCGUAGCUUCGUCCAAGUACUCCCGCUGGCUCGUACUUACUGACCGUCCGGAAACUCAGGAAGCGGUUCGAAAGCUGCACGACAACGCGGUAGAGACCCGCGCCAAAGCCCAACGCACCACCCAGGAAGAGAAGGAGUUGAGCAGGGCACUUUGGCGCCUUGUUGACUCCGAAGAACUACAAGAGUCGAACGUGCCAAUUCCUACCCGCAUAGCGCCGAAGUACCAGAACAUGUCA